This is a messenger RNA of Staurois parvus, 846 nucleotides long. Lineage: Eukaryota; Metazoa; Chordata; Amphibia; Anura; Ranidae. The record is from the annotation of a GenBank genome assembly.
GCUCAAACUGCAUUUGCAGCAAACCCAGUCAAUCCAGCAAUUUUAUCAGAGGCUUCAGCACCUUUAUCCCAGCAUGGAGGUUUGUAUCCCAAGCUGUAUCCAGAGUUGUCCCAGUACAUGGGUUUAAGCCUGAGUGAAGAUGAAAUCCACAAAAAUAUGUCUAUGGUGCCUGCAGAUGGAGUAAGUAAACGCCAGGUAGCAAGACCAUCUGCUGUAAAUAACAUGGUGGCUCCAAUAAGUGGAAGUGAUCUUGGAAUCCGGAGAGCAGAAAUAAAACAAGGACUACGUGAAGUUAUCUUGUGUAAGGAUCAGGAUGGAAAAAUUGGUCUUCGCCUUAAAUCGAUUGACAAUGGUGUUUUUGUGCAACUUGUUCAGACCAAUUCUCCAGCAUCUUUGGUUGGAUUAAAGUUUGGUGAUCAAAUUUUGCAAAUCAAUGGUGAAAACUGCGCUGGCUGGAGCUCAGACAAGUCCCAUAAAUUCCUUAAGCAAGUUUCCGGAGACAGAAUUUCCAUGGUUGUUAGAGACAGACCAUUUGAACGCGCUAUUACAAUGCACAAAGACAGCAAUGGACAUGUUGGGUUUGUUUUCAAAAAUGGUAAAAUAACUUCCAUUGUCAAAGACAGCUCUGCUGCAAGGAAUGGACUUCUCACAGAACACAAUCUCUGUGAAAUUAAUGGCCAGAAUGUCAUUGGAUUAAAGGAUUCCCAGGUUGCAGAAACACUGUCCACUUCUGCAAAUGUGGUUACCCUCACUGUAAUGCCAUCUUACAUCUUUGAGCACAUGGUAAAGAGAAUGGCUUCGAGUGUUAUGAAGAACUUAAUGGAUCACUCUGUUCCUGAGGUGUAA